Messenger RNA from Aspergillus melleus, 2633 nucleotides. RefSeq names its product putative CECR1 family adenosine deaminase. Gene Ontology annotation, biological process: inosine biosynthetic process; adenosine catabolic process. The record is from RefSeq and is a predicted model, not a curated record. Gene Ontology annotation, molecular function: adenosine deaminase activity. NCBI's taxonomy places the organism in Eukaryota, Fungi, Ascomycota, Eurotiomycetes, Eurotiales, Aspergillaceae. The transcript has a single exon. The coding region runs from base 474 to 2006 and encodes 510 amino acids.
CGGGAUAAGGUUAAGAUUGCGCCGGAUGGGGCUAUCGCCCAUCAGAGGUUCUCCCCCCCUGCCGUUCCUUGCCGCUCAGGGCGGGGUCAAGCUCUAGCCCACGCUUUCCCCCCAUCAUCUCCUAACCUUGCCUACUACUAGCUCGGUUUAAUGCCUUGAACGGGUUACUAUGGUCAAUAUGGAAAACCCCGACGUCGAAUGGGAACUCGAAGAGGGAAUCCCCCAGGUCAACGAUCCCUUCAUCCAGCAGUACCUCAAGGGUCGGAGCUCUCUCAUCGAAGAAGAGCAGAAGCAGCGUCAUGGUGGGAACCUCCCCCUGCUCGGAUUUGCCCUUCGGAUUGGGUUCAAGCACCCGCACCACGUCCUCUCCCUGAACUAACUCCUUCGGUCCAGACUUUACCCUUCGAAAGUCCUUAUCGCCCAUAGCUAAGACAGCAUGCAAGAUCCUGUCCAAGAUCCGCGACCGGGAAUUGAUGCCCACAGGGUCCGCACUGUCGGACCCUCAUACUAGCCAUGCGUCGUCGGAAGAAGCUCUACAUCGCGGCGGUAGGUUGCACAACGCCAUGGAUCGGAUGGAGACAACCGAGCUCUGGAAGAUUCUGCAAAGAUUGCCGAAGGGCUCCUUCCUACAUGCGCAUUUGAAUCUCAUGUUUGAUGCCGAAUUUCUCGUCAACCAGGCUCUCGCGACGGAGGGCAUCCACAUAGUCGCGCCCGAGACGCUCUCAACCCAAUCACGCCGCGACGAAAUUCCUUUCACUCUCCGUCAUAUCCCCAACUCGGCGGGCGGGUCAGGAAAUGGAGCAGCCCUAUGGACUUCGUCGGGGAAUUCGCAUCCCCCUGCGCCCGUCGGCCUACAAUCGGCGGCCUCUUCAUUCCCGGACGGUGAAGGAGGAUUCCGUGACUGGUUGAUGAGUCGCUGCGUGCCGCUACGCGAGCGCUCCGUUUACUCCCAUGACGAGUCUGGACCUGCUGCAGUCUGGGAUGCCUAUCGUCGCUCGACGUCCGUUAUUUCCUCGCUCCUUGCCUACGAGCCUGUUUUGCGCGCGGGCCUACGACGCCUGUUUGCCAAAUUGGCCGCCGACAAGGUUCGGUAUGCGGAACUACGGACUGAAUUUUCCCAUCAUUUUUACAGGACAGGGCACAGCGAACCCGAAGAGGGGUUUUCCGAAUGGUGUAGAGUGUUUCAGGAAGAGCUUACGAGAUUCAAAUCUACGGAGGAAGGGCAAUCAUUCCAUGGUGCUCGCGUGAUAUGGACAGCUACGGACGUCUCAUCCAACAAAGACUUGGCAGAGAGCAUGAUGAAUUGCAUCAUAGCCAAGCAGGAUUUCCCGGACGUGAUCUGCGGGUUUGAUUUGGGAGGACAAGAAGGCCCGAAGGGACAGCUUGUGGAUUUCGUCCCAAUGAUGUUUUGGUUCCGAAAGUUGUGUCUUGAGGAAGGAGUAGACAUACCCUUCUUUUUCCACGCAUCAGAAUGCGAUACACAUGGGGAGAAUCCCAGCCACAACCUUUUUGACGCCAUCCUGCUGGGAAGCCGGAGAAUAGGGGACGGGGUAUCACUCUAUGAACAUCCUAUGCUCAUCGAGUUGAUCAAGGAGAAGAAGCUCUUGGUUGAGCGCUGCCCUAUCUCCAACGGACGCCAUCAUCUGGCAGAUCCGAUCGGGUCCAAUUCCCUUCGCUUUCUCUUGUCCCGUGGAAUUCCCGUUUCGCUCGGCAGCGACCCCCAGGCCGUCCUCGGACACGGCUGGAAUGGAUUGACACCGGAGAUUUGGCGGGCGCUCCAGGGCCCUGAACGUCUGGGGAUCACAGACAUUGCCAUCCUGAUCGAGAAUUCCGUCCGGUGGAGCAGCUAUGAAGAUCAGCCGACAGCAGGGUGGCUGACGGGAAUUCGCGAGGGGGUUCUGGGCGAAGGGGUAAAAGCAUCCCGGUUGCAGGAGUGGUAUGCGGACUUCGAGAAGUUCUGCGAGUGGGUGGCGCUUGAAUAUGCGGAAGUUGAUAUUGAUGAUUGAAUAUUAAGUACUGAGUACUGAUGAUAGUAUAUUUCCACGAGGAUAGCCAUAAUAAUAAACCAGGUGUAUAAUGCAGAAUGCAAUGAAGCCAGUGUUGUGCUGCUGGAGGUCGAUCCAGGGUGGGAAUUUUCUUAUGCCUAUUCGCGAUGCAGUGCAUAAUUACUCAUCCACUUGCAUAGUGCCCCUUCAGCCAGUUAGUCCCAUGAUUUUGGGUCUGGAAUCUGAGCAUCACAAGGACCCGGAGAGAGGAAGCCUGCUUGAGCAUGUCUCCUCCUGAACGCAGCGAGGCACAGCACGUCAUGCACUCUUACUAAGCGACGGGGACGAAGGUAUCACGAGACCGCCAAGUCCCUUGUUCUUCACCGGAACAAAGCAGCAUCUUUGGGUGAAAAGCACUGAAUAUAGGAAGUCGCCAAAUCUCAAGCCGACUCGAGCAUUUAUACUCCAUGUCAAAUGGACUGAGUGAUGACUGCGUCAAUCCAGACGAUCAAUCUGCGCUGACACCAUACGUGUUUAGCCAUAGCCCCAACCGUGGUUGACGUUGCCGACCUAGAACGUGUGGACUAGGAACAUCAUAGACCGAGGAGGAAUUUCUUGGUUAACACCUCUACCGUGUACACCUCUCUG